UAAAACACACUAUGCUAUGGAAGGACUGAGGCGAGGCCACUCUGUUGGUCCAGUAAACAGUUUCCUCUUGAUUCUAUUUAACUGUAGGUGUAUGCUCUUUAAGUAAAUGGAUUAAGCUCACCAGCUUCUAACCUUAAGAGUGUCUGAAGAAAUCAGAGAUCAUGUCAGCAAUCAAAGUUGCCUUGCAGCAGCGCCAGAAGAAUGGCAGAAGGAAAACCACUGAGACGUUAUCUGCAGAGGCGUCACCAGACUCCAAGUGUCCCAUCUGUUUGGAUGUGUUCAACAACAUUGCUUACCUGGACCUUUGUCUGCACAAGUUCUGUUUCCGCUGCAUUCAUGAGUGGUCUAAGAACAAAGCAGAGUGCCCGCUGUGCAAACAACCCUUUCAUUCGAUUUAUCACACUAUAAAAUCAGAGCAAGACUUCAAGAAGUAUGACCUGAAGCCGCUGGAUAAUGGCUCUUUUGGAACUUUUGGGGGAGUGCGGUUUAGAUACCGCACGACUCUAACGGAGGUCCGUCGAUCGAUGCCUCCUCCAGAUAAUGGGGUUAUGUUUGAGGCUUCAACAAACCUUCCUCUACAGAGGCAGGACCGUUAUGUUCGACGUAUGCUCGCGACGUUGGCAGCAAAGAGGAGAGCUGCAAGUGAAGGCAGGGUGGUGAACAAUGUCAGAGAGCAGGAAAUGGUUAACUUCAGGAGGGAACUCUACCGCCAAGGGGUGAGGGUUCGAAAUGUUCGUGAUGGUGGCCGCUCAAGAGACACCUCAGCUGAAUUUUUCAGAAGAAACCCUGCUUGUCUACAUAGACUUAUCCCCUGGCUCAAAAGAGAACUUAUUGUGCUUUAUGGAGCCCAUGGCUCUUUGGUCAACAUAGUUCAACACAUUAUCAUGUCCCGGAUCACACGUUAUGACAUGGAGGAUGGAGCUAUUCAGGAAGAGCUCAGGCCAUUCCUCCAGGGCCGCACAGAGCACUUUCUGCACGAGUUCAUCAGCUUUGCAAAGUCUCCCUUUAAUAUGGAGGCCUAUGACCAACACGCUGUCUAUGACUGCCCAGCACCGUCUUCAAAUGACAGCAGCUCUAGCUCGUCUGUAAUUGCUAUCUCAGAGGAUGAGGAACUCUCUACGGAAUUGGAUCCCCAAGGAGACUCCACAUCUACCCUGAGCCAGUCUAUGUGGGAUGAUGAGACGCCAGGGCCUUCAUAUUCUACAACAGCAGAGCAGAACAGGGCAGAGUGUCUAUCCGUUGCAGACUCAGACUCAGACAGCAGUGAGGAUGAGACACAUGAGUUAAGAGCUACUCUGCAGCAAAUGAGUCCCCAUACCCGAACAGAUUUACCACAGGAGGAAGUAAACAAAGAAGAUUGUUUGACUUCUGACAGUGAUGACUGUGUCAUUGUUGGCUUUGUCAAGCCAACAACAGAAAGGACUCCAGAGCUGGUGAAACUCUCCUCUGACUCGGAUGAGUCUGCUGUUGAAGAUACUAAAGAAGUGCCUCUUUUGCCACAACACAUCCGCUUCACCAGUCUCAGUCCUGUCGCUUCACAGAGCAGUGGUGCUGGACUGUCAGAAAAUCCAGAAACAGAUUAUCAAGUGGAUACAAAAGAAAGAUAUAGCUCUUCAACAUCUAGCCGACACAAUACAUCUAGUAAAUCAGACAGAAAAGAAAGGAACAAAAGAUUUGACAGUAAUGAUACAUCUAGAGAGAGGCAGCGGUCAAAGGAUAGAGACCAUAGGAGAAGAAGGAGGUCUAGAAGUGGAGAGGGCAGGCACUCUAUCCGAAGUCCUGUAAAUACCCACAGCAGUGUCAGCACUCUGUCCAGAGACAGAGGGUAUUCUUACUCCACUAGCAGAGACUUUUACUCUAAAUGUGAAACUAACUAUAAAAGGAGGGACGAUGAUCGCAGCUAUCAGUCAUACAGACAUUACAGCCAAGCGAGAAAGGAUAAAGGGAUGCAUUACACAGAGAGGCAUUCCUAUUACUACAGUACUAGCAAGCACUCAGAUCAGCACACCCACUCUCGCUCCAGGAGCUGCAGCAAGGACUCCAGAAGGCGAGACAGGAGGCAUUCUCGAUCCAGGUCCUAUUCCAGCAGUCGUUCUCCUACAGCGAAAAAGAGAUCUCACCACGACAAGCCCGGUGGAAAGAGGAAAUACAAAACAAGGCAUUUGGAGGAACCAUCCGACGUCCUCGCCAACUUUAAUGCUGACGGCGAAACUUCUACUCCCACGAGGAAAAAGAGCAAAGAGAAGCAUCAUAAAAAAUCCAAAGAGAGGUCGAGAAAGACGAGCAGGAGUCUGAGCGUGGAGCUCGUCAACGAGGAAAACUCUCAUGAGAGAAGCAAGCGACAUAAGAAAAAGAAGAAACACAAAAAGAAGAGCAAAAGGCACAGGAGUAAUGAACGCACAGAGAAGCACUCGCCUGCCGUCAUUACUAUUGACAGUGACAGUGAUUCUUUUGCUAACGGUAGUGCCACCCAGGCCCCUGAUUCUGAAGCAGUCAUGAAUAUUGAGACUCCUACAGUUUGUGGUGAGAACUGAUAGAUCCACUCAGCUGCUAAUGCCUGUGAGCAGUAUUCAGAACACAACAAUAUUAUGAUUAAGUUUACUAGACUUAGGGAUAUGAUAAAUACGCACAUCCCUUUAUAAAUGCCAUUGCAACUGCGACAGUUCUGUGGACUAUAGCUUCCAUGACGGACAGAGACAUUUGAAUUGAACUGUUGAGUUGACAUUCUUUGGAAAAAAAGACCAUCGCUGGCCAUUACUGUCUGGUUUUCUGACUGAUGACUACACCUACAGUAAUCCUUAUGUAUGUGCCAAGUGCCACUUUGAACAAGGAUGAAUGGAAUACUAUCAUCAUCAAAAUCCUUUUUAGUCUCAAUUUUUAUUCUGCAAAAUUUUCUUUCUUUUCAGAUGUAUUUUAUUUCUCAGGUGCUCUCAGGGAUAAUUUUGAUAACAGUGAUAUUUUUAAAUGUAAUCAGAAGUCAUAUAUCAUUUUAAGACCAAAACUACCUGUUUUUCGUGGAGUAGCACUUACUAUCCACAGGUGGUGUACGAAUGCCAGAUUUUGGGCUUUUGUAUUGAGUUUUAUUUAAAAUAAAUUGUAUUGAGCAACA
Molecule: messenger RNA, 3109 nt
Organism: Notolabrus celidotus (New Zealand spotty)
Lineage: Eukaryota; Metazoa; Chordata; Actinopteri; Labriformes; Labridae
Gene: toporsa
Product: topoisomerase I binding, arginine/serine-rich a
Exons: 2
Coding region: 162-2534 (790 amino acids)
Biological process (GO): protein monoubiquitination; protein polyubiquitination
Molecular function (GO): ubiquitin protein ligase activity
Source: RefSeq, a predicted model, not a curated record